AGAAAAAUAAGUCCAAAUAAAAAAUGCGUCAUAGAAUGGGUAGAACUUCAUAUGCCGUCAUACGUGAGAAAUUGCGUAACGAGGACCCAGAGAAAAAGCUUCCAAAUCGUAUCAAAAUGUUUGACUUCACCCAUAAAAGGCCUGGAUGUUCCAUGGAUGACGAGUUUACGGAAAAGUUGGAAAAAAUACAGCGUGAACUAAGUUUGCAACCUGAAGAAAUGCAACAGGACAACGAUGUUAUUGAUGAAACCUUCACCAAAGUAAUGGGACGUGAUAGACGUGGAUAUGUGCGCAUGUUUGGGCCUGGAGUAACCCCAAAACAGGUCAUCCGUUCAGAUUUUCAAGACAACAGUAAGCAAAUUGGGUUUUGA
Messenger RNA from Macadamia integrifolia, 371 nucleotides. RefSeq lists its product as uncharacterized. The record is from RefSeq and is a predicted model, not a curated record. The coding region runs from base 24 to 371 and encodes 115 amino acids. The transcript has 4 exons. NCBI's taxonomy places the organism in Eukaryota, Viridiplantae, Streptophyta, Magnoliopsida, Proteales, Proteaceae.